GCUGCGGCUGCAAUAAGAGAAGUCCGAGACGGCUUCCUCCUCCCUGCCCAGAGGGGGCGGCGGUCAGAGGCGGGCAGUACCCCAGUUUUCUCCCUCCACACGUCGGCACUUGUGGCUGCUGGGAGCCCAGCUGGCUCGCCCUGAGGUUCGUCAGAAGCCGCCUCCCCUGGCACCAGCUCCUCCUGGACCACACAUGUCUCCCAGCUCCCAAGAAUCUCAAGUUUCUAAAGACUCCUGUUUUAGAGGCUGAUGAUGCCUGAAAGCCUUGGAUGCCAUCCCCACCUCCAUUCUCUCCCUGGCCCUAAACCAGCCCUGCAACCUCCUGGAGCCUUUCGGACACAGUGGUUUUGCCCCAAGGUCUCUGGCCCCUCCCAAGGACCAUGCGGCAGCCCCACUGACCAAUGAGUAAGAGCCUGAGGGCAGGGCACCUGGAAUGGGCUGUGUAUUCUGCAAGAAGUUGGAGCCAGGGCCCAAGGAGAAUGCUGGCCUGGAAGGGGACUUCAGGAGCUAUGGGGCUUCGGACCGCUAUGGCCCUGACCCUACUGAGGCCCGGCCUGCGCCCUCCUUUGCCCAUAUCCCCAACUACAACAAUUUCUCCCCUCAGCCCACCAGCCCCAACUUCCUUGCUGGGGGUACCAUCGGGGGCAUAUCAGGAACUGGUGUGACCCUGUUCAUUGCCCUAUAUGACUAUGAGGCCCGGACAGAAGAUGACCUCCCCUUCACCAAGGGUGAGAAGUUCCACAUCCUGAACAACACUGAGGGUGACUGGUGGGAAGCUCGGUCUCUCAGCUCCGGAAGAACUGGCUACAUUCCCAGCAACUACGUGGCCCCUGUGGACUCCAUCCAGGCUGAAGAGUGGUACUUUGGAAAGAUCGGGAGGAAGGAUGCAGAGAGGCAGCUGCUCUCCCCAGGCAAUCCCCAGGGAGCCUUUCUCAUUCGGGAGAGCGAGACCACCAAAGGUGCCUACUCCCUGUCCAUUCGGGAUUGGGACCAGGCCAGAGGCGAUCACGUGAAGCAUUACAAGAUCCGCAAGCUGGACACAGGUGGCUACUACAUCACCACGCGGGCCCAGUUCCACUCCGUGCAGGAGCUAGUGCAGCACUACAUUGAGGUGAACGAUGGGCUGUGCCACCUGCUCACGGCAGUCUGCACGACAAUGAAGCCACAAACUCUGGGCCUGGCCAAGGACGCCUGGGAGAUCAGCCGAAGUUCCAUCACGCUGGAGCGCUGGUUGGGUACCGGCUGCUUCGGGGAUGUGUGGCUGGGCACAUGGAACGGCAGCACGAAGGUGGCGGUGAAGACGCUGAAGCCGGGCACCAUGUCCCCAAAGGCCUUCCUGGAAGAGGCGCAGGUCAUGAAGCUGCUGCGACACGACAAGCUGGUACAGCUGUAUGCUGUAGUGUCGGAGGAGCCCAUCUACAUCGUGACGGAGUUCAUGUGCCACGGUAGCUUGCUGGAGCUCCUCAAGGACCAGAAGGGCCAGGAUUUGAAGCUGCCCCAGUUGGUGGACAUGGCAGCCCAGGUAGCUAAGGGCAUGGCCUACAUGGAGCGCAUGAACUACAUCCACCGAGACCUGAGGGCAGCCAACAUCCUCGUGGGGGAGCAGCUGGUGUGCAAGAUCGCUGACUUCGGCCUGGCCCGUCUCAUCGAGGAUAAUGAGUACAACCCCCGGCAAGGGACCAAGUUUCCUAUCAAGUGGACAGCCCCAGAGGCUGCCCUUUAUGGCAGAUUCACCAUCAAGUCAGAUGUGUGGUCCUUUGGGAUCCUGCUCACUGAACUCAUCAGCAAGGGCCGAGUCCCUUACCCAGGCAUGAGUAACCGGGAAGUGUUGGAACAGGUGGAGCACGGCUACCACAUGUCGUGCCCCCCAGGCUGCCCAGCAUCCCUGUACGAGGCCAUGUUGCAGACCUGGCGUCUGGACCCAGAGGAGAGGCCUACCUUCGAGUACCUGCAGUCCUUCCUGGAGGACUACUUCACCUCCACAGAACCCCAGUACCAGCCUGGGGAUGAGACAUAGCCCAUUUCGACCUCUCUGGGAGUGCCCGCCAGCCUCUUCCAAUCCCCAGGGCUCUGGUACCAAAGCCCCCAGGCUUAGAACCCUAUAUCCUAGCAUAUCAGAGCACACCAGUUACUCUGAUGCCACUGAGGGCAACCCACUGAUUUUAAAGAAGGGCAAAUCCAGGCUCAGAGAUCAUUCCUCAUCCACUCUGGCCCCAGGUGCCAUUUCUCUCCUUCCACCUUGGGCCCCUAUAUACCUCUACUCUUCCUGCUCCCACCACCACAAAAAAGAAAUGCUCAGACCCUGUCUAGUUAUUUAUUAAACUGCAUGUCUUUUCUCUCACCAUCCCUGCUUAGGAAAGGUUCUGAGAGAUGGGGUUCAAAUUUCAUCUCUACCUACCCUGACAUCCCACCCUGGUCCAGGACCGCAGAAUUCACCUCCUACUCAAUUCUCUUGUCUGAGUUACAAAGAUAGGGAAAGACUUUCCUAGAUCCUUUUCCUGCUGGAUACUGUAGUCCAGGACUGGGGUCCAAGCCCAGGACUGAGGGAAAGGGUUGCUGAGGGCUCACCCCUUCUCUGAAUCAUGUGUCUGUUUAUUGAUUUUGUAAUAAGAAAAAUGAUGAUAUGAAUCCUUGAGCCAUGAAAAUCCCUUCCUUUGGGAGGGAGGGUAGUCAGUGGGAGGUGAGUGGGGCUGCUUUGGCUACUGGGAAAAAGGGCAUAUUAGAAAGUACCCCUAAUACCUACUAAGCACAGAGCACCCAAGGGGUGUUUUAGGACACCCAAAAGUCCCAAUGCUCAUCCCCAUGUGAGUUCAGGAUGAGCUGACAAAUGGAGACAGAAGACAGGCAACGGGAGAUCAAAAUGUCCCCUUCAUUACUGAUGUGGCUUUCAGUCUGUGUGCAGUGGGUUUGCUAAUUCUUUACUUCAUUUCAGCUGAUUUACUGUUCAUCACAGGCACAGCUGCAAGCCUCCUCUGACAGGGGCAGGGAUGGGGAGGAUCACAGUGGGACCUCUGUAGCUCCCCCAAAAGAAGACAGAGGGAGAGGCCUGGAAGUUAGUCUAUGACAUUGGAUCUCACUUGGGGCAGCUCUGUCCCCUAGAGAGCUUUGGAGAGGUUUCGAAGCAGUUUCAUUUGUCACAACCACUGGGGGCUCCUACUGGCAUGGAGUGGGCAGGGAUUGGAGGUGCUAAACAACCUGUCAUGCACCUGUGCAAUGAGGACGUGUCCCAUCCCCCAACUCCUACUUUCAGAAACUGGCAGCUGAUGUGCCUCCAUGUGGAAACAAGAGGAACAGGGAAUAAGGAUUCCCACCUCUGCCAUCAGGAAAUUGUUGACCCCUGACUUACGAAGGGGGUGGAUGGAGAAAGAGGCUGAGAAUGACUGCUACAAUUGGCAAAUGAUGACUAAGCAGUAACUCUGUGAAGUGCCCCAGAAAUACAACUCCUGGAGGAGUUCACAGGCUGGAGAGAAAUAAUAGUAAUAAAUAAUAACUCAUUUAUUAAGUGUCUGCUGAAUGCCGGAUGUGUUUACAUUCAUUUACUCCAGUCCUGAGUCUGGUUCUAUGAUUAGCCUCCAUUUACUGAUGAGGAAACUGAGGCUCAGGGGUCACAUAGAUAUACAUAACAGAGCUGGGAUUUGAACCGAGGUCUCAUGCUAAGGCCCAUGAUCUUUCUACCAGACCUCACUGCCUCUGGGCUUUGGGAAGAGAUCAAAUCUGCCCCGUAGAUGUUUGGAAGAUCCUUCUCCUUCUAGAUACUGGUAGAAACAUUCCCUGGAAACCUCUGAAAUUGAGUGACCUCUUAGGAAAGGGGAUAAGGUGGCUGUCAUGAGGGGCGGCCUGCGGGGUCUCUGCUCCCACUCCCCACAUAAGAACGCAGGACAUGGUGAGGCCAA
Messenger RNA from Rhinolophus ferrumequinum (greater horseshoe bat), 3893 nucleotides. RefSeq names its product FGR proto-oncogene, Src family tyrosine kinase (gene FGR). The transcript is spliced from 15 exons. The record is from RefSeq and is a predicted model, not a curated record. Lineage: Eukaryota; Metazoa; Chordata; Mammalia; Chiroptera; Rhinolophidae. Gene Ontology annotation, molecular function: non-membrane spanning protein tyrosine kinase activity; signaling receptor binding; ATP binding. Bases 434 to 2017 code for a protein of 527 amino acids. Gene Ontology annotation, biological process: protein phosphorylation; innate immune response; cell differentiation. Gene Ontology annotation, cellular component: extrinsic component of cytoplasmic side of plasma membrane.